This is a messenger RNA of Alosa alosa (allis shad), 7757 nucleotides long. RefSeq lists its product as uncharacterized. The record is from RefSeq and is a predicted model, not a curated record. The coding region runs from base 1 to 7503 and encodes 2500 amino acids. The transcript is spliced from 21 exons. NCBI's taxonomy places the organism in Eukaryota, Metazoa, Chordata, Actinopteri, Clupeiformes, Clupeidae.
AUGGAGCCACCUUUCCAUGGUGGACCCGACCCACGCUUCAUGCACGAUGGUCCCCCGGAGCCAUGGAUGGGUCCUAGAGGACGAAUGCCCCCUCAUCCGUAUGGGCCAGACCCAUGGAUGCACCAUCCAGAUAUGGAUCCGAUGGGUUAUGGACCUAUGGAUGACUACCGUCCACGUCCUGGUAUGCGGCACCCUUACGACAUGGACGGCCCACCAUUACCUGGUGGACAUUACCCCCCUCCGGAGUUUGACCAUGGUCCUCUAAUGCACCCUGACUAUCCUCCCAUGGAUGGAUAUGGACCUCCUCAUCCAGAUCCGUAUUUCAGGCACCCGCCGCUGCCCAUGGAUGACAUGGAGUAUGGUCCGCUAGAGCCUUACCCACCGAUGCCCGGUAGGCAUUUCCCCCCGCCGCCAGAGUUUGAGCACGGCCUUCCACCACCACCGAUGCACCCUGAUUACCCUCCGAUAGACCCAGGCAUGCCGCCGCCUGUCUUGCCUCCCCCCGGCAUACCACCGCCUGCCAUACCACCCCCCGGCUUGCCACCACCUCCGCUACAUGAAUAUGGUCCUCCCCCUCCGUUUGGGCCCCUAGACCCGCCUUUCGCACCUGUGGACCCUCACUACCUACAUCCUCCGCCAUCGACUCAAAACCUCUCCGUCACUGAGGUGAUGAAAGAGCGUGACAUGCUGAGGAAGCAGGUGGACCUCAACAGGAAGAAGGAGGUUGAGCUGGUGAAGGAAGGUGGAGAUGGUGGAGACCAAGCUGGUGAUCCUCCGGAAGGAGACCAGCGCCAUGGUGACCAGGAUGGCCGAGCUGGACGAGGUGGGUCUGACCAUGGGCCUCCCCCCCUGCCACCGCCCCCAGUGUCCGGCUCCGUCGACCUGCAGGACCUGCCCUUGCAGAUGGCCAAGAAGAAGAAGACCACCGUCGCAAAGCCGAAGCCCCCCACUGCCUCCACCACUGCGUCCGCCUAUGUCAGCCUGGAGGACCUGCCCCUGCAGAUGGCCAAGAAGAAGAAGACCGCCGUCGCGAAGCCGAAGCCCCCCACUGCCCUCACCCCCUCCACGCCUGCCUCUGCUGCCACUGCCACCACCGCCCCAACAACCACACCAGAAGCUACACCAGCCACCGUCACAACUGAUACAACCACCGCCCCAACAACCACACCAGAAGCUACACCAGCCACCGUCACAACUGAUACAACCACCGCCCCAACCACCACACCAGAAGCUACACCAGAAGCUACACCAGAAGCUACACCAGAAGCUACACCAGAAGCUACACCAGAAGCUACACCAGCCACCGUCACAUCUGAUACAACCACCGCCCCAACAACCACACCAGAAGCUACACCAGCCGCCGUCACAUCUGACACAACCACCGCCCCAACAACCACACCAGAAGCUACACCAGAAGCUACACCAGAAGCUACACCAGAAGCUACACCAGAAGCUACACCAGCCGCCGUCACAUCUGACACAACCACCGCCCCAGCUACCACCCCAACCACCGUUGCGUCUGAUUCAACAACCACACUAGCCACUGACUCGGUAAAGGCCUCAGGUGAUACAGAGAUGGACACAAGUGCCGAGACAGCUCAGGUGGAGAGUGCCCAAGCAGAGACUGCCCAGGCCUCAGGUGAUACAGAGAUGGACACAAAUGGCAAGAGCAUCCAGGCUGAGACUGCAGAGGCCUCAGGUGAUGCAGACAUGGCCACAAGCACCGAGAGCUCCCAGACCCAGACCACUCAGGUGCAGAGCGCCCAAGCAGAGACUGCCCAAGCAGAGACUGUCCAGGCCUCAGGUGAUGCAGAGAUGGACACAAGUUCCGAGAUGGCUCAGGUGGAGAGCGCCCAAGCCCAGACCUUGGGUGAUUCAGAGAAGGGCACAAGUUCCGAGGCUGCUCAGGUGGAGAGCACCCAAACAGAGUCUGCAGAGGCCUCAGGUGAUUCGGAGAAGGGCACAAGCGGUAAGAGUGCUCAGGUGGACAGCGCCCAAGCAGAGACUGCCCAGACUUUGGUUGAUUCAGAGAUUGCCACAGGUGCCGAGACCGCCCAGGCCUCAGGUGAUUCGGAGAUUACCACAGGUGCUGUGACAGAAGCAGAAACCACCCAGGCAGAACCGACCAGCAGCCUGGUGAAAGAGCCUGACAGUCAGCCGGCAUCCUCUACUCCCACUGCCUCUUCCACCAAGGAUGGGGACCCAGCGAGCAGCGGUUCCUCCAGCCAGCCGGGUCCAGUGAAGCUGACCCCUGCAAAGACCCCUGCUCCCCAGAGCAAAACCUUCAAACUCAUGACCAAGUUCCUGCUUCCAAAGAGGCCCAAACCGGCUCCUCUGUGCCCUGCUAAAGCACCAGCUGGACGCUCAAUGGGGGCCAUCCUGUCCAUCGGGGAUAAUGACCUUGGUGUCAUUGAACGGGCCGACAAAAAGACGUUUCCUUUCAAGCUGAGUGCUUUUGUGGGCAUACCUACUAAUCUGGUCCCUGGAGUGAAGGUGCACUUUACUGUCUGCAAGACUGAGGAGGAUGACGAUUGUGCAACUGACGUGUGUGUCCCGUCUGGAGGCACAGAGGAGUUGCACGGUGAAGUGUUCGUCGGAGUUGUCACCAAGAGCAUAAAAAACGCACAGUUGAAAAACAAGGUGAAGCAGCUAAGGCUGGAGACAUCCAUCUACGGUACGGCAAUGGAGCUGCCCUUCACCGAGGGCGACUGUGCCGUCACACUGGUCACCAAUGACCUUGUGACCUUCCAGGUGGUCACCAGCAUCGUCACAAAAACCAUGAGGGCUACGAACAUCCGGCCACAGGUUCCAGACACGUUCCAGGUCACCAACGAGACACGAGUCAUGGGCGUGAUCACAAGAUUGGAGAACGGUGUUUGCGCCAUAGAAUCUGAGCGCUAUGGAAAUGUGUGUCUCUACACGGAAAACACCGAGAACCUCGGGGACGACAAAUGGGCUGUGUCCGACCGGGUGGAGUUUACCAGGAUGACGGUGCAAGGAGUAGACAUGGCCGUCAGAGUAAGGAAGCUUCCAGAGGGGAUGGAGUCGUUUAAUGACCUCGCCCAAACCGACGAGGAGGAGGAGGGGGGAAGCGAUGAAGAAACUUCAGAAGAAGAAGAGGAGGAAGAAGAAGAAAUUGAAGAAGUAGAAAUGGAAGACAAUGUUGUCGAGAGUGAACCGGAGCCAGAACCGGAGUGUGAGCCCGUCAUUGAGGACGUCAGUACGGAGAAGUACGACGGAGUGGUGCUCAGGGUUCCCACCAAGACGGAAAAGGCCACGGUUCUUGACCUUGGCAGCGUAAAGAUCUCUGUGAAUGACGAGGAGAAGAGACUGACCUUCGGUGCAAAUGAUGUGCUAACUAAGGCCACCAUGCUGGUGGGGGACAAGGUGCAGCUGAACAUAUCCACCAACCCAAAGACAAAGGCAGAGAGGGCUGUCAACGUGCACUUCCGCAAAGGCUUCCUGCGUAUUCUCACAGAGCAACGCAAAAACGGCGUUGUGAUUGAGCUGGAGGAGUCACAUGGAUACAUCAAAUACCCACAAGACCCAAAGUUGUUUUUUGACCUCAACGAGGUGAUGGAGGAGAAUCAGCUCUCCGUCUCUGACAAGGUGGAGUUCACCGUGAUGCCGAAAACAGAAGGAGUUGGGAACCAAGCCAUCCGGGUCAAGAGGCAUGUGGACCGAAAGUUACCGCCUAAAUUAGAGGCCUUGGUGGCAAAAAAUAGAAUUAAGAAGAAGAUGACCAUUAAAAUCUCAACUGAGCCAAGAGACCAAACUCCAAAUGAUGAACUUAAACCUGGUACUGUGGACUCAGACACUGUAAAGACGGACGUCUUGCCAAUGCGAGCAAAGCCAAACCCUAUGAGCACCAAGAUCACAAUGCUCAGAAAGGAGGUGAUUAAGAAGGAAGCAGAGGAGGCCAAGCGCUCCAGGAGUGAAGACCGCUCGAGUAAUAACGACAGUCCGAGGGAAGACCGUCGAAGUCGCAGUCGUAGUCGCAGUCCUACCCGUACCUCAGCCAUCAGUCCUGGCCGGGACGGUAAAAGCGAGAGCCAAGACAAGGCGAAUGGCGGCGAGGCAGACAAACGAAGCCUGAGCAAGGAAAAGAGGGAGGAUGGGAAUAGGGAGAAGAUGGAGAAGCCCAAUAGAAGUCGUAGCGGAAGCAGAGAGCGCUCCUACCGAUACAGGGGCACUUCCAGAGGCGGAAGCAGGGAAAGAAGCCGAGACGGAGAUAGGGACAGGGACAGAGAGAGAGAGAGAGACAGAGACAGAGAGAGAGACCGGCAGAGGGAGAGAGACAGAGACAGGGAAAGAGAUAGAGACCGAGAUCGCGAUAGGGAUAGGGAUCGGAGCAGCCACCGGAGGACUGGUCAUAGUCCAGUGCGAUUGGAUACAAGAUACUUGAGAGGCAGCAGCACUGGAGACCCUGCACACUGGAGAGGCAGCAGCAGUAGCCGGAGUCCCAGUAGAGACAGCUCAAGCUCUCGGUCAUAUUACAGGGACCAUCCAAGCUCUGAUCCAUAUGGGAAGCCUCCUUAUGGACCACCAAGUUCUGAUCCAUAUGGGAAGCCUCCUUAUGGACCACCAAGUUCCGAUCCAUAUGGGAAGCCUUACGGGCCACCAAGUUCUGAUCCAUACGGAAAGCCUCCAUAUAGACCACCAAGCUCUGAUCCAUAUGGGAAGCCUCCUUACGGGCCACCCAAACCGUAUGGUGUGGACGAGGAGUUGAUGAAAAAGCAAAGGGAGCUGGAGGAACUUAACGAGUUGAUAGCCCGAAAGAAAGCAUUGAUAGGCCUUGAAGAUGAGAAGCCUAAAGCACCUGCUGGCAUGCCUAAGGAGCGCCUUGGCUGGGGGUCAGAGCCUUUGGGCUCGGACGAGGAAGAGACUCUCGAGUGGUUACCUCAGAACAGCGCAAGACGUCAAGCUGCCAAACCAAUCAAAUCCAUUCUGAAGAAACCCAAAGAAUAUCCUCCUCCUGACGUUCCACCUCAGAUGUUGUUGCAGCCUAAAAGCAUGGAAGAUUCCUCCAAACCACCAGCUUCGCACUACUCUUACGACAGAACCCAUCCAACGUCUGCUCCCCCAGGUCAUCCUCAGGACAAUGCUACUAGGUAUCCAUUGAGUCACCUCCACUCAGGCCAAACAUACUCAUACCGGGAAGAAAGGUCUUACCGUGACCCAGACCCUUACAGUCACCAUUCUGCUUCUGGUCAUUCUCAAGUUCAUCACACGGCCUCACCUCCUCCCGCUCGCUACGGUCAACCCCUUCCUGACCAGCGCCGGCCAAGCCCAACUCAGAGCUCCCAAACACUUCCAGUUCAGAGCUCCCAAACACUUCCAGUUCAGCAGCUGGAGGCAGAUUCCAGAGGCUGCGCGGCCUCCCAGAUGCAGCGUUUCCUUAGUCUGCUCAACAAAGGAGUGGAUAUCAACCAGCUUUCCACGCUGAUUAGAGAAUCCAUGGGGAAGAACGCUGCCAGUAGUAGUUCUACUACACCACCGGUCAGGGAAGGGUCGUAUAAAGAUGACCGGUACGAUCCCUUCAAGGUCGAUGAAGAGCAGGACCACAAGCAGAGCAAGGAUGACCUGCUGCCCCAUGAAAGAGCUAUGGAGGACGGCAGUGGAUUUUCCCGAAUUCUUGGCCUGAGUCUCGAGCCGCAAGACAAAGGCUCGCCAUUGAGGCACAGUGUAGAGAAGGAGAAGGAUCCGUCCGGCAGCACGGCAGUAGAGGCGAGCGCCAACCAGUAUGGCCACCAACCUGAUCAGUCUGAAACAUCAGUGCCUUCUGCCCAGUACAAACAAACCCCAAAGUCUAGCCUGACUCAAGAUGAGUCGAUGCCACCAACUGCUGGCAAAGAGAAAGAGAAGGAACAGUACUUUGACAAAGUUCAGAAUCUUCUCAAAGCCAUCGGCCUGAACCUCAACUCUUCAGAGGUGACCCAGCUAACAGACCGGAUGAAGGAGCGGCUUUACGGCGCUAAGACCCGAGAAGCCUCUUCCGAGUCCAAAGGGAGCAAGCACUCCUCAAGUCGCCACCAGAGUCGGACUCACUCAGCAGACUCCGACCCCCUCCGCUCAGCCUCGCCGGCCAAGAGAGCUCGUCGAGAGGAGCAGAGGAGCCAGUCGAGCCUCUCGCGGCGCAGCAGCGAAUGUGACCCAGAGGACGUCCGCAAGCGAAGCGCUGAGCCUGGAGUGACCCCAGACCGCAGUAGCUAUACGCCAGAAUCCACCAGUCAGAAAUAUGACCCCUACUCAUACUCACAGGAUUCCAGGACACACACUCCUGACCCUGCCUACCCCUCAGCUGCGUCCAGCGCUGCCCAUGCUGCCUCCAGCACAUCAUAUCCUCACUCGGCCACAAACCCCAGCUACCCUUACCCCUACCCAGGCUCUCACUACCCCCAGUCCUCUUAUGCUUCACAUUAUGCUGUUGGUCAUACUAGCUACUCAGCCAGGGCGUAUGACCCCUUCACUUAUUCGGGUGGACACUCGUAUGCCCCUUCAAGUUCAACCCAUGCGCCGGCGGCCGCCGCAGCUUCCCCCUCUUCCUAUUCAGGAAGUACUGCUUAUCCCUUGAAUCCAGAAGGUAGUGAUCCCUAUACCCCCCUCCAACCCUCAGGAAGCUCCUCAUACUCCCUCACAGAGCCCCAACAGGUGAACCAGGGUGAUUCAAACGCUGGCCGAUGCCUUACUGUUAUCGAGCCAGUCAGUAGCGAAACCAUGAGUGACUUAGUCAAGGCCAAGCAACCCGUGCUGACGGAGGAAGAUGUGAAAGCAAGACAGAAAGUAAAGAUGGACCAGUACACACAGAAGAUGAAGGAGAAGCAUGAGAAGUUUAUGGAGGCCAUGAGAAUCUCUAAGCGGACCCAGGGGAAGAAGGAGCCUGCAGCUGCUGUUGUCACAGAGAUGAAGAAUGUGUGGAUCUGUGGUCAUUCUCUUGUGGACUGGGCUGAGAAAAGGGCCAAGUCUCCAGAGGUUGGCGUGGAGCUGGGCAUGGACCCCAACUGUGUGCGUGUUUGGUGGAAGGGGGUCCAGGGCAUGACGUGGGACCAGCUGGUGCCCCAAGUGCACCAGCUGAAGCUGAACUGGCCCAAUCCUGACCUGCUCAUCGUCCACCUGGGGGGCAACGACAUCAACAAGAGCACCUCAGAAGAGCUGCUCAGCUCCAUUAAAAAGGACCUGGCCUCCAUACACAGUAUCUUCCCCAAGUGUAGGAUAGUUUGGUCUGACAUCCUGCCAAGGCGCUUCUGGAAGGAUGGCAGUGGUAUUAUUGAGGAUACUGAUGGUUCAGUCAACUCUUUGGUUGGUGUGAUCAAUCGCCAAGUUCAUGCCAUCGUAGCUGAAUUAGGGGGCACGGCAGUGACCCACGAUAACAUCGGGUCCGGCCUUUAUCGCCCCAAUGGCAUCCACCUUUCUAAGGGGGGCAUUGAUACGUUUAAUAUGAACCUUCAGGACAGCCUGGAGAAGUGGGAGAGUGAGUCGGCUCAGAAAACAGAACAGGGUUAAGGGGGGGUGAGGGAGAUGAGCCACAUUUUGGGUUCGUUUGAUUGCAGUCUUAGUUCCAAUAGCCUUUUUUAGUUCUCACCUUAAUGCUGUAAUUGAAGUACAUGACAUUUUAAUGUAUUUUGUGUACUAGACUUUAUUAUUAAAAGUCUCAAUGUGCAAAUGAAAUGGAUUAUAAUGGGCUGUUUUGGUUUUGGGAUUUAAUUUUGUCAUGAGAAAAAUUCCUUUAAAAAAAUAAAACAAGAAACUAUCUGUUU